This is a messenger RNA of Annulohypoxylon maeteangense, 177 nucleotides long. RefSeq lists its product as uncharacterized. Lineage: Eukaryota; Fungi; Ascomycota; Sordariomycetes; Xylariales; Hypoxylaceae. The transcript is spliced from 2 exons. The record is from RefSeq and is a predicted model, not a curated record. The coding region runs from base 1 to 177 and encodes 58 amino acids.
AUGCUUCGCACUUCCAAACUCGCCAUCUGGCUGUUCAUCAGUAUGCUAGCCACCACGCUAGCUCUAGGAAUCUCAAAUACUGUUCAUCGGCUAUCUGACCGUGAUAACCGAAUUGCCAGGGAUGUGGAUGCUGUUUUCAUCAAAGACGCUCCUAUCGUGGACGAGUCCGACGAAUAA